Molecule: messenger RNA, 5353 nt
Organism: Uloborus diversus
Lineage: Eukaryota; Metazoa; Arthropoda; Arachnida; Araneae; Uloboridae
Product: cyclic AMP-dependent transcription factor ATF-7-like
Exons: 11
Coding region: 80-1693 (537 amino acids)
Biological process (GO): regulation of transcription by RNA polymerase II
Molecular function (GO): cAMP response element binding; DNA-binding transcription factor activity, RNA polymerase II-specific
Source: RefSeq, a predicted model, not a curated record
AUACUUGAUGGUAGAGGUAUAUUCUGAUUUUGAAAUGAAACAUUAUUUUAUCCUAAUUUGAAAUAAGUUUUUCUGAAUCAUGGAGGAAAAACCUUUUUCUUGUCCAAUUGCAGAAUGUGAUAUGUCAUUCACAAAUGAGGAUCAUCUUUCUGUCCAUAAGAAAAAACAUGAACUUUGUCUGACAUUGACACCAACAACAGCUGGAUUCAAAACAAUGUUUGUUGAUGAAACCCCUACUCCAACUAGAUUUUUGAAUGAAAUCUUGCAUGGAUACCCCGAUAAUCCUUUUGAAGACACAUUUCGAAAAGCCAAUUCAAAUGGUGCUAAUCAUACACUUAAUAUACCAGAUUCAAGUUCAUUAAUUGCAAGUCUGCCAGACUCGGAAGUUUUGAAUACACCAUCUAUUACUCUACCUAGUGAACCAUCAACACCAAUAACAUUAAAAACUAACUUUCCAAAAAAAGCCUCUGCGAAAGACAAUCAGUUAUGUUCUGAAAAUGCAGACACUUUGCCAUUUUCUCCAGAAGAACAAAGCAGCCAAGAACUUUCUCAGCAGUCUGUUCACAAUCCAUUGUGUGCAGAAGAGGAAAACUUUAUUAUGCUUUCAGCAGAUAAUAUUGUUUAUUCUGAAAACAGUUCUACAAAUGGCCAUAAACAGAAAAAUAGCAAGCAAACUGUAGUGCAAACUCCUGUCAUCACAUCUGUGGGUAAUUCAGCAGUAUUGAAGACAAGCUCUAUUGGUGUACCAACAGCAGUUGUGGUGAAUCAUCCUUCUAUAAGUAAUGCAUCCACAUUAUCAUCAAGUCAAGUACCAAUCAAUCAUCCUGCUCAAGUCAAAGUGCCCACAGAGCCUGUACAACAACCUGUUGUUCAGUCUGUUUGUGUUACUCCUAUGGUGCAACUCAUCAUUCGACUACCGGAUGGUCAAACUAUGCCUGUUCAGAUACCCAUGAUGGCUUCCACUGCUACAACAAGUACUCAAAAAGCACAGCUAAUUGCUCCAGCUCAACAAGUGCAACAAGUUAAUUCUACAACAUCAUCUGUAACUAAAAUGAAACUGAAAGAGAUCAUUGAAAUGAAUCAAAAAUCACCUGCAUCUAAGAAAGACACUUCGAAAGUAAAAUCUCAACAAAGGCAUCAAAUUCAUGACUAUACAGACUCAUUAGAUGGAUUUGGUUUGAACCUCUCUCCUCCCUCAUCUCCUCAGCCAUCACCAAGACCUGGUGAACAUGGACGCAAACGUAGAGAUGUUAAUAGUGAUCCAGACGAGAAGCGAAAGAAAUCUCUUGAAAGAAACAGGGCUGCUGCAAUCAGGUGUAGAGAGAAACGAAAACAGUGGAUUACCAAUCUGGAAAAAAAAGCUGAUGAACUUGCUCGUACUAAUACUCAGUUACAGCAUGAAGUUACAACACUGAGAAAUGAAGUUGCUCACUUAAAAACUAUGCUUUUGGCUCACAAAGAUUGUCCUGUAACACUCCAACAGAAAGCUUCUGGUUAUGAGGCUGAUAGAGAUAAUUUUACUACCAUCCGCAUCAUCACAUCUGUCCCAGAGGAUGUACAGAGGGUGCCAAACAACUCCGUCAUUUCACCAUUAAAUGUAGAAUUCAUGGAGAUGGACGUAAAUUCGGUACAAAGCAGCAGUGACGCAUCUUUCACUUCCGAUGCAAGUGAGGCGUCCUAUCGAGAACGGUAGUAGUGGGGAAAUAAUUCAUUUCAAUGCAUCUGUGUAACGCAUAUCUCAAAAAUUGUGUUGACAUAUUUUAAAAAUGAGUUACCAUGGUGAAUUUUUCAUUGCAUUUUGUACAGUAUUUUUUAUUUUUGAUUAUGAGGGUGGAUAUGACUUUUUCUUUAAUGUAUACCUGAUAGUUUUAAAAAGAGGAAUGAAUGUGCCUUUUUUACCUUUUCAAAUGUAAACAAAAAAAAUUAGCUUUGUUUUUAAUGUGGAAAAGAAAUGAGGCUACAUGAUGAUUUUGGUGUAAUGAUGUGUUUCUGUAUAUAGGUUUGAGAGUGAAAGAAAUUAAAAUAAUCCUGAAAUACAUAAUAAAUUAUCUGGUUUAUGGGUAUUAAUGGAAAUGAAUAAGCUUUUCUAUUAUGUUUCUUAAGUUUUUUCUGAUAUUGGGUCUUUACAUUUCCUGAAUGUAAAAUUGUUGAUUGAUUGCUAAUCAUAGCAUUUAAAAUUUAAAUAAUGAAAGUUUGAUUUGCAUUUUGGUUGAAAAACUUGAUACUGACAGUAAAAGUGACAGUUAUCUACAAAUCAUAAUGAAGUCAAUAAUAUUUUCAAUGGCGACAAUGUUUAGUGUUACAGCUAAUAAAUUAUCUUCAUCCCGUGCUUAUUUCAUGCUCCAAAUCUCUGCAUGUAUUAUAAAAGUGUUUAUAAUUGAGUGUUUAAAACAACGCCCCUUUAAUACUUAAUGCCUGUCGUUUUCUUGCUUCUAACAGAGCAAAAGUGAGCCCAAGUUGAGGGGAAAAGGAGAAGUAAAUGUUGGUACACCUGCCACUGUCACCUAACAAAUGGUAUUAAAAAUUAAUAGGCAGUUUAAUUAAGGCAGUGAGAAGCAAAGGGAUGUAAGUGGACAUUUUCAAGUUUUGAGUUAAAAUGGGUUUAAAGAUAUGGUCAUAGGUAGGCUUUUAUUGAAAGGUUUUUCUAAAUCAUGCUGUAUAACAGCACCUACCAGGACUACUAGUACUGUCUCUUUCCUCAAGACAGAGAAGAGGUUCACUUACCAUGUGUACUGGUAGUCUCCAAAUUUUUAAUUUUGUGUCUCAAUUGGUUAAUUUCUAAAUUUAAAUUUUGAAGUUAACCAAUUAACAGUUUGAUUUGAAUUGUUUGGAUUCAUUGCCAUAGCAAUGCCAUCCUUGUAUUACCGACAGGUAGCUUGAAAGGUGUAUCGAAAGUCAACGCAGUCAUAUGACAAAAGUACACUUUUUGAGGCAAAUGCAUUAGGCAUUUAGUUUUAAGGGGGCAUUGGUUUAAAGGGGUUAGAAGCUAUGCUACUUUCCUCUUUUGUGAAAACAGUGAAACACACACCCUUGGUUCUUAUACAAAAGGCCUUAUCAUUAUGUACAUAAUGCUGUCAUACAUUUCCUGUGGGAGCUGCAAAUCUUGAACUUAACUGCUGAGCAGUAGAAUGUGUUUUCUGUUAAGUACUUACUGGUAAUUUGUUAACAAUCUUUUCCAAGUCUCACGACAACAGUUUCAACAUUCUAAAAAUGGUUUUUUAGCAUUAGAGACUCAGUCUCAAAAUAUUACCAUAGUUUACUGCUUCCAUUAUUAUGUGUCCUGCUUCUAACCACUGAAAAUUCAGUGAUUCCUCUUUAAAUAUUUAGUUAUUUAAAUAUUAGUUAGAUCAGAUUUUCAGUUUACAUAAAAGAUGACAAGCUUUUUGUUUUUGCAUUGCAAAAGCUGAUCGAGACAUUAUGUUUCAUGCUGUUCUGCAAAUAGAUCCCAUUUAUUGGGCACUUCGUGGAGUACCAUCCUUUCUGUUUACGUAAAGAUUAUUAUGAGCCUGAUUGCUAUGCUAUUAGUUUCAAUUCUACCAUUAUUUCUGAAAUAAUUAUUGAAAGGAUGUUUAAUAAAUUCCAAUAGUUGCCAUUGGAUUCUAAGCAUAAGCAAUCUCUUGCCACUGUUUUGCAUGUGUAAAAACUGAUCAGCGAAAAACUUAUUAAUGUUUAUGAAUUAAAAAAUUUAUUCUACAACCCAAAAGACCGAGUUCUUCCCCAUAAAGUAGAUCAUGUUAUUUUAAGAAUUGCUUAUCUACGUUAUAAAAUAUUGAAGGAAUUUUUCACUAAACUAGUCCUCUAAUUUACAGGGUGUUUCAAAAAAGAAUGAUCCGAUUUGAAAUGCAUAUACAAUGAAAACUUUAAAAUAGACACUUCAGAAUAAUUUUAAAAUUAAUAAAUAAUCAAGUUUUUGUACAUUAAAGGUUCUCUAUCUGUCCACCUAUGGAUGCACGGCAUAUGUCUACACGGUAGCCCAAUACUUCUGCAAUCAUGUCUGCAUCAACUGCUGCUGUUAUGUGUGGCUUCAGUUCGUUUUUACAACGCCGUGAAACUCUAGAUUUUCCCCUUCCUAAUGAUACCUUAUUUGAUGAUAUGGAUUAAAAUCUGAAUAGUUAUAAUUUUUUUGAAAUUGGGUCAUUUUUUUAAAACACCCUGUAUAUUAAUGUUGGUAGACAAGUGAAGUUAAUUUCACUUUUAUAAAAUGAAUGUGUGUUUUAAUUAUGAAGUUGAUUUUAUUAACUGUUAAGUGUUACACUGUGCCAAGAUGAACGGCAAUCUAUUUUUCGUAAGAUUUUUUUUUUUAUUGGUCUGAAUUUGUUAAAAUGUUAAUGAAAUAUCUAUUUAAAGUUAAUUUAAAUCUUGCUCAUGAUCAUUUAACCAAGUUGUUUCAAAUUGAAAAAUGUGAUGAGAAUUCUCUCAAUCAGUUUCCAGGCUGAAUUAAAUUUGUCUAGGGGUGGGGGGUUCACUUUUUCUAACAAAAGAUAAUGAUUAUCUUAAUAUUUGAAAUCGAUUGAAUCCUGAAAAUCUAUCUGUGAAGUAUAGUUCAUAUGUAUAUAUCAUUUCAUACAAUCAGUAUUUCUUUUUAAGAGUAACAUAUGUAAAUUUCUCUUGAAUGUAUUUUUUUCCUGUGUGUUUUAAAUUUGUUAUUUAAAAUGACAGUAUGAGGAGAUGGAAAUCUAUUGUAAAUAUAUAGGAAAUGAAAUAAGAUGUUGUAAUGCCAAUACCAUGCAUCAGUUGGAGAACAAAAUAUGCCAUGUUGGAUUUAUAUGAAUGUCACCAUAAUACUUAUUUCUUGCCAUAAUUCUAUGCAAAGACUUGUAAUUAAAAUCAUAGUAGAAACUCUAUAGUGACUUAACUACAAUCUUGAACUUUAUUACAAUUCUAACUUAUUUAACGUUGAAAUGUUUUUAAGGGUAUAUUUCAAGUUUUCCCUUCUUGGUCAAGCAUUUACUUAUUCAUUUGUUUGUAAUACAAGGAUGAAAACUUAUAGUAUAGAAUUUCUAAUGUAAAACAUACCUUUGUUUGGAAGGUAUUGAAUACUUGAGCUUUUUCUUUUUAAUAAAAUAUUUGAAUUGAUCAGGCAAGGCAAAGUUUGUAUUGCAGUUGCGAUAAUACAUAUACUGUUUUUUUCUUUCUCGUUUUGAAUAGCAAAUAUAAUAACCCUGGCUUGUAUAUUAUUUUUCUGUUAAAGACUAGACAGAAUGAUUUAGAAGGAAAAAUUUGAUAAUUGCUCUUGAAAGUUUUUGAUAAAUAUAUUUUGAUAUUCUGUUCUCUAUUUUUCACUGUUUUGUAAAGUACCUGUUUUCAGCAAUAAUAUUUCAAUUUGUAAAUUUUUAUCUUUAUUAAACUGUUC